Molecule: messenger RNA, 3849 nt
Organism: Stegodyphus dumicola
Lineage: Eukaryota; Metazoa; Arthropoda; Arachnida; Araneae; Eresidae
Gene: Sym
Product: symplekin scaffold protein
Biological process (GO): translation
Cellular component (GO): mRNA cleavage and polyadenylation specificity factor complex; ribosome
Molecular function (GO): structural constituent of ribosome
Source: RefSeq, a predicted model, not a curated record
UUGCCGCUGAAAAGUUAUCACUCGACAAAUCUUUCAUCAUAACUGUAACUCCGUAAUUUACACUGUGGCAGAUUUUACGGCCCCGUAGAUUAUUGGUGCGCGUUUCUCCCAGUGGCAUUGUUUUAGAGUCCGCCGACGUAACUCAAAAGGCAACUCCAAGAUGUCGGGAGGUAUUCCAUCUUUAGCUUUGAAAGAUGAAGAUGUCACGAAGUUCUUAGCUUCUGGAACCCAUAUUGGGGCAACUAAUUUAGAUUUUCAAAUGGAACAAUAUGUUUUCAAGAGGAGGACGGAUGCUGAAGGUGAAUCCUCCCAGAAAUCCAAAAAGAAAGCAGUUGAAUGCCGUCGCAGUACUGCAGCGCAGUUCUUUGUAGAAGAGGAGACUGUUCAAGAAACUGUAACUACUGAUAGAGUAGUUCAGCUUUUAAAUGAUGCCAUUGUUCCUAAAGAAGAAGGUGCAACAUUAAAAAAUUUGCUCAUUGUUCAAGAGCUCAUUAUUCAUAAAGAGCCAAAGCUUUUGGAUAACUUUCUUGAUGAAGUUGUGAGUUUUCAGCAUGAUCAAAAUCCUGAAGUCCGUCGUUUUGUUGUGCAAUUCAUUGAAGAAGCUUGCAAGAAAGAUCCACAGAUUCUUCCAAAAGUUGUUGGCAAUUUAAACAUGAUGCUUCAUGAUAGUUCUGUAAAUGUCCAGAAGAAAGUAAUACAGACAACAACCCAGCUGUAUCCUGUAGCCAUCAGAUGGUUAUGCAAUGCAAAAAGUGUCGAUGAAGUAAUGGAAGCUACUUGGGCAUCUAUAACACAGCUUAAAACACAGAUUUUUUCAUUGCUUGAAUCUGAUAAUGAAGGUGUCCGAGCUUUAACUAUCAAGUUUAUGGAAGCAGUAGUAAUUACACAAACUUUUAAGGACCAGUAUGCAGAUCCUAAAAAUCUUGAUUUGUCUUUAGAUGACAUUCCUGUCAUAUUAAAAAUAUUUCGCCCGAAGAAAAUGGAAGAAGAAGCAAAAGAAAUUUUUCAAAGAAUUAUAGAUUUUCAUGGUGCUUCUCAUGUCUCAAGCUAUAAUUUGAUGGCUUGUAUGCAAGUUCUGACAACUAUAGGAAAGAAAAGAUUUGAGUUUUUCCCAAAAGUUUUGCAAGCCUUUGAAUCUUUGCAUGCAAAUUUACCACCAACAUUAAGUCAGUCUCAAGUUAGUAGUGUCAGAAAAAAUUUAAAAUUACAAUUAUGGACAUUGGUAAAACAUCCUGGUGCUGUAGAAUUUCAUGCGCGUAUAUCUAUUAUGCUUUCUGAUUUAGGUGCAACACCACAGCAAAUAAGUAAAUGUUUUCCCACUGUGGAAGUAAAUAAAAAACGUUCUAUUGCACCUAAAGAAACGGAAGGAUGGAACAAAAGAAUAAAAACAGAAGAUGAUUCUGCGAGCUCAAAAGUUGAAUCCGCAAAAGCAGAAAGAAGCUUAAAAGCAAAAAAUACUGCGAUUGAUAUUACUGCAGAAGAUUUAGUUCCAAAAUUCAGCAAUACAAAUGUUGCAGAUUUAGUUCUUGUUAGCAUGUUAAGUCUGCCUGAAGCAAUGCCUGCUCACUUUCAGUCCACUUAUACACCUAUUGCUGCUGCUGGGACAGAACCUCAAAUACGCCAUUUAGCUCGACUUUUGGCUACGCAGUUAACUAUUGCUGGUCUUGGAAAAGGUGUUGAGGAAGUGAAGAUGGAUACUGAUAAUAUAAAACAAGAAAGCGAUGAUGAUGAAGAUGAUGAUUCUACUGCAAAGCAGAUACAAACAGUUGUAGGUCGAAUGACUGACAUUAAGCCUAAGAAGCCUGGUCUUGUUCUAAUGCCUAGUGGCUCACUAGUAAAAACAUCUAAAUUUUCAAAAAAGCUUGAUUUCCAAGCUAUUACUAAGCCCUUGAAUGAAGAAGAUGCUAACAAGUUUUGUAGAGGUGCAUAUGAGCGAAUUUUAAAUGCAGAAAGAAGUGUAAAUAAAAGAGGAGCUACUGCUAUGCGAACAAAAAUUCUUACCACACUGGCUACACAAUUUAGGGGUGACCUUAGCACUGAUUUAAAAAAUCACAUUCUUGAAAAUCCUCGUGGUCGAUUAGAGUUGGCCUUUAGUUGGUUUUAUCAAGAAUAUGCUGCUUACAGGGGGUUUGAAGGAUCUGUAGAAGGCCCUAUUGAGAAAUAUGAUGAAACGGUGAAUGAGCUUCUUAGUGGAAUUUUAGAAAAUGAUGAACAGAACAAUAUCCUUUUUAGCAGAUUCUUCAUAGAUCCUCCAUUUAUUACUGAUGGAAUGAUAGAAUCUCUUAAAGUUAUAUGUACUGAUGAAACAGCUACCAACCAAGCUCUUCAGAUAGCUAAAGGCAUGACAGUUAGGAGGCCACCAAAAAAGUUAUUAUUUCUGAGUGUUAUAUGUGAUCUUACUUUGCAUGAAUCAUCUGAAGUACGUUCAAAAGCUGUAGAUACUGCAGUAGAGCUUCAUAAGAGUGGGCAUAUGAAGUCUUUUAUUGAAGCUUUUGCCUUAAGAAGUCUUAAAUUUUUACUUAAUCCAACUCCACCAAGUUCUGAUUUUAUAAUGUUCAGUCAGCCACCUGUUAUAUGGUCAGAGGAUUUGACAAAAGUAUGUUUACACUUGUAUUUGGCAUUAUUGCCAAUUAAUCAUCAUUUAAUUCAUGAUCUGGGAACUGUUUAUGUUGAAACUACAGCUGAUGUAAAAAGAACAAUUCUUCGAGCUUUAGAAGCUCCUGUUAAAGGGAUGAGUAUGUCAUCUCCAGAAUUGUUACUGUUUGUUGAAAAAUGUCCAAAAGGGGCUGAAACUUUAGUUACCAGAAUAAUCCACAUCCUUACCGACAAAGCUCCUCCAUCAUCUGAACUUGUAGCUCGUGUUCGUGACCUAUAUCACAAGAGGGUACCUGAUGUGCGCUUCCUUAUUCCAAUAAUUAAUGGUCUCACUAAACGUGAAGUUAUAGCUGCUUUGCCAGAGCUUAUUAAACUCAAUCCUACAGUGGUUAAAGAAGUAUUUCAUCGUCUUCUGGGAAGUAAUUUUGCAAGUCCUCUUUCACCUGCUGAAUUGCUAGUAGCACUCCAUAAUAUUGAUCCUGCAAAAUGUAAUCUUAAAAUAAUUAUCAAAGCUACUUCAUUAUGUUUCGAAGAAAAAAAUGUUUAUACACAGGUAGUUUUAGCUAUGGUAAUGCAGCAAUUAAUGGACCAAAAUCCUCUUCCAAUUUUGUUGAUGAGAACAGUUAUUCAGUCUCUUGCUAAUUAUCCUCAUCUUCUGGGUUUUGUUACAAAUAUUCUGCAACGACUAAUAGUGAAACAAGUUUGGAAGCAAAAGAGGAUAUGGGAAGGUUUCAUUAAAUGUUGUCAGCGAACAAAACCACAGUCCUUUCAAGUAUUAUUGCAGUUACCUCCACCUCAGUUAGAAGAAGUUUUGCAGUCGUGCCCUGAUCUGCGCGAUCCCUUGUGCCAGCAUGUUGAAACUUUCACUGAACAUCAAAAAGCUCACAUUCCUCAAGCUAUUAUGGAUGUUAUUGCAGUUUUCAAACCAGAUGCUGAUAAAUCAGAACCAGAAACACAUUCACAAGAUCUUGGUGAUCGAUUAAAUGAACCAUUACCUCCUGGACAAGAUAUGCCAUAAUAUUUUAUGAAAUCGUAUUUUUUCAUGUAAAAUAACAUACAAGUUUAUAUCUGUUGUGCAUAUUCUCUAAAUUUGUAAAUCACCAUAAUUACUGGUCUUGUUUUUAGAAUGUGUUUUUGAUAUCUAUUUCUCAGUUAAAUGUGUUAUAUUCAAAAGUAUUUCCAUGGGGAUUUUUCCCUGUUAGUUGUUAUUUAUAAAGUAUCAUUUAUGUGUCAUUAAAAGUACGUUUUUACAAA